UGGGAGAGCAGCAGGGAAAAAAAAGGAGUCGAGAGACGAGAGAGUAGUUCGUUCGUUCCCCCUUUCGCCCCGUCCGACCUGCGCCGAGAUCCGCCCCCCGCCGCCGCCCCGGCCCCGAGAUAUAACAGGCAUCCUUCUCCCAGCAUCGGGUUCCACGGAGAAGGAGGCACCGAUUUGGACAUCUGAUCCACCCAUUCACAGCGGACUUGACCGUUUCAAGACUUGGGGGACGGCUGCUGCCGGACUGGUCAACAAAAGAGGCGGCUCUCCCUAUCUCUCUCUGCGGCUCUAGAGAUGGUGCCAUUGUGAGCGGAGGAUGGAUUCCGCGAGGAGUUGGUUCCAGAAGUUCCAGCCGCGGGACAAGUCCAAGAGCCCCGCGGUGCCCGCCAGCCAUGGGAAGGACCCCGGGAAGCCCCCCGUCGACGAGGCGCCUUCCAGCGCCACCAAGCAGAAGGUUGCGGCGGCUAAGCAGUACAUCGAGAACCACUACAAGACGCAGAUGAAGUCCCUGCAGGAUAGGAAAGAGAGGCGCUGGAUGUUGGAGAGGAAGUUACAGGAUGCUGAAGUUCCUGCAGAAGAGCAGAAUAACAUUCUAAAGCAUUUGGAGAAAAAGGAGACUGAAUAUAUGCGUUUGCAGAGACACAAGAUGGGGGUUGAAGAUUUUGAACUUUUGACAAUUAUUGGAAGAGGUGCAUUCGGAGAGGUGCGUCUUUGUAGAGAGAAGACCUCUAAAAGUGUAUAUGCAAUGAAAAAGCUUAAGAAAUCUGAAAUGCUUCGUAGGGGCCAGGUAGAACAUGUCAAAGCCGAAAGAAACCUUCUUGCAGAAGUUGAUAGUGCUUACAUAGUCAAGCUUUAUUAUUCUUUUCAAGAUGACGAGUUUCUGUAUCUCAUCAUGGAGUACCUUCCUGGUGGAGACAUGAUGACUUUGCUUAUGCGCAAGGACACAUUGACAGAAGAUGAAGCCAAAUUUUACAUUGCAGAAACUGUACUAGCAAUAGAGUCCAUUCACAAACACAAUUACAUUCACCGGGAUAUCAAGCCAGAUAACCUAUUAUUAGAUCUCAGUGGUCACUUGAAACUUUCUGACUUUGGUUUGUGUAAACCUUUGGAUAGUAGUAACUUUCCAAAUUUGAAUGACCCAGAUUAUACAUCUGGAAAAGGUGCCAAGCCUUUACCUGAUAACACCAAUCGGCUAACUAACUCUUCUGCACCGAAGCGGACACAGCAGGAACAACUGUCACAUUGGCAAAAGAACCGUCGAAUGUUGGCGUAUUCUACAGUGGGCACUCCCGAUUACAUUGCUCCAGAGGUUUUAUUGAAGAAAGGAUAUGGAAUGGAGUGUGACUGGUGGUCCCUUGGUGCUAUCAUGUAUGAAAUGUUAGUUGGUUAUCCUCCAUUUUAUUCUGAGGAUCCAAUGUCAACCUGCAGAAAGAUUGUGAACUGGAGAAGUCACCUGAAAUUUCCUGAAGAGGCAAAGCUUUCUGCUGAAACCAAAGAUCUCAUCAGCAAACUUCUGUGUAAUGUUGAGCAGAGACUUGGAACAAAAGGAGCCCAUGAAAUAAAAGCACAUACAUGGUUUAGAGGUGUCCAAUGGGAAAAAUUGUAUCAGAUGAAAGCUGCUUUCAUACCAGAAGUUACUGGGGAGUUGGAUACUCAGAACUUUGAGAAAUUUGAGGAGACUGGAGCACAAGUUCAGAGUUCAUCUAAGUCGGGUCCAUGGAGAAAGAUGCUUCCAUCCAAGGAUGCAAAUUUUGUUGGAUAUACAUACAAGAACUUUGAAAUUGUGAACGAUGAUGAAGUUGCAGGGAUUGCCGAAUUGAAGAAAAAGAGUUCCAAAUCAAAACGGCCAACUAUCAAGACAUUGUUUGAGAGCAUGGAUGAAGAUGAACCUGUGCAUGGGAGUUUCUUAAAUAUGUUGCCCCAUAAGGAGGGGCAGCCUUCAUCUCACUCAAGCGUUCCACCAGAACAAUACCAACCUCGACGUAAAUAGGAUAUGGAGGUUUUAAGAAAAGUAAAACAUAGAAAAGUAAAACAAGAAAAAAAACUGCUGCCUUUUGGUCUUGGUUACCCUGUUCAACUUUUGUAAAUUCUAACCGAUGCUUUGUUUAGUGAAAUUGUUAAAAACAAAAUCUAUCCUGUUCUCUCCAAAUAGUAUGGUGUCUGAUUUUGGCAGAGGUGCUUGUUGGGCUCGCUGUAUUUGGUUUGACAGUCUCGGCGAUGGGUCUCAGGCCAUUACUGGCUACAGCAUAAGUGUAUAAUUGUUACCAGCUCUGACGAGCAUGUGUAUUACAAUUAAAUUCACCUCUGCUUUUGUGAACCUUUCAAAGAGAUUUAUAGCGGAUGGUAAUGCUGA
Messenger RNA from Lolium rigidum, 2353 nucleotides. RefSeq names its product serine/threonine-protein kinase tricornered-like. The record is from RefSeq and is a predicted model, not a curated record. The transcript has 14 exons. Gene Ontology annotation, molecular function: ATP binding; protein serine/threonine kinase activity. Gene Ontology annotation, biological process: intracellular signal transduction; peptidyl-serine phosphorylation. Bases 317 to 1990 code for a protein of 557 amino acids. Lineage: Eukaryota; Viridiplantae; Streptophyta; Magnoliopsida; Poales; Poaceae.